AAAAUUUUUUUGCUGCAAAACAAUAAGAAGAAGAGCAAAAGGAAGAGGUAGAAGAAGAAAAGGAGAUGGGUGUAGAUUAUUACAAGGUUCUGCAAGUUGACAAGAAUGCAAAAGAUGAUGAUUUGAAGAAGGCGUAUAGGAAGCUGGCCAUGAAGUGGCAUCCUGAUAAGAACCCAAAUAAUAAAAAAGAAGCUGAGGCCAAGUUCAAGCAAAUCUCUGAAGCCUAUGAGGUUCUGAGCGAUCCACAGAAGAGAGCGAUCUAUGAUCAGUAUGGUGAAGAGGGGCUAAAGGGCCAAGUACCACCUCCAGAUGCUGGUGGAGCGACAUUUUUCCAAACUGGAGAUGGUCCAAAUGUGUUUAGAUUCCACCCCAGAAAUGCUAAUGACAUUUUUGCUGAGUUUUUUGGGUUUUCUAGCCCCUUUGGGGGAAUGGGACGCGGUGGUGCUGGCAGUGGGAUGAGAGGUGGUUCAAGGACAUUUGGUGACAUGUUUGGUGAUGAUAUAUUAUUCAGUUCCUUUGGCGAAGGAAGACCAAUGAAUCAGGCUCCUCGUAAAGCUCCUCCUAUUGAAAAAACGCUGCCUUGUAGCCUUGAGGAGUUAUAUAAAGGAACCACAAAGAAGAUGAAGAUUUCAAGAGAAAUUGCGGAUGCUAGCGGGAAGACAUUGCCAGUGGAUGAAAUCCUGACCAUUGAUAUCAAGCCUGGUUGGAAAAAGGGAACAAAGAUUACCUUCCCUGAGAAAGGAAAUGAACAACCGAAUGUAGUCCCUGCAGAUCUUGUUUUCAUUAUUGAUGAGAAACCACACAGCACAUUUACACGGGAGGGCAAUGACCUCGUUGUCUCGCAAAAGAUAUCACUGGCCGAAGCAUUAACAGGCUACACUGUCCAUCUUACAACAUUGGAUGGAAGGAGCUUGACUAUCCCCGUCACCAAUGUGAUUCAUCCAAACUAUGAGGAGGUUGUCCCAAGGGAAGGCAUGCCAAUUCCAAAGGACCCCUCGAAGAGAGGUAACCUGAGAAUCAAAUUCAAUAUUAAAUUCCCAAUGAGGUUAACUGCAGAGCAGAAGUCUGGAAUCAAGAAGUUAUUGGCACCAUAAAGUGGAACACCGAUCAUCAUUAGGAAAAAUAUAAGCUUAAACUUGUGAGUAUCUUCUGCUCUUUCCCUUCCUGGUCAAGGCUACGUAAUUUGUAAUGUUUUAGUUUAUGCUUUAAAGUAAUGCAUUUGAUAUCUAGAAGAAUAAAUGUAUAAUCUAUUUAGCACUGCAGAGAAAGCAAAGUUGUGAUGUAGAACAAUUUUGACCAUCAUGGUCUAUUUGCUAUGGAUGAAACUGUUGUGAUUCCUCCAAAAA
Molecule: messenger RNA, 1346 nt
Organism: Durio zibethinus
Lineage: Eukaryota; Viridiplantae; Streptophyta; Magnoliopsida; Malvales; Malvaceae
Cellular component (GO): cytosol
Molecular function (GO): protein-folding chaperone binding
Source: RefSeq, a predicted model, not a curated record